ACAAUGGUUGUAGAAUGGAAAGUGUGGUAAAAUGAGGACUUGAAACUUCCCAACUUACACUUGGAGGAGUGUGAGAGCCACUAAUGAAUAGUAACCUACAACCUUGGCUUUUAUAUAUAAAAUAAAAUAAUUAAUGAAUAUAUUAAUGAUUAGGAUUCCGAUACAAAACUCGUGGAAGCGGUGGUGUGGAACAACUUAGGAUUCUGUCGACAGUAUUUCGAGAUGGGCUGCAAAAUGGUGGGCAAAGGAGAUGAUUUGUGCAAAAAAACAUAGACGAAAACCUAGUGGAUAGUUGUUGCAAUAGAGAGUUUAAAACCUAGUAGGCAAUAAUUGUUAUGAGAAACACAAUGGAUAAUAGAUAUAAACCUAGUGAAUAAUAGCUAAACACAGUGGUUGUAGAAUGGAGAGUGGGGUAAAAGGAGGACUUGAAACUUCCUCACUUGCACUUGGAGAAGUGCGAGAGUCACUAAUGAAUACUAACUUACAACCUUGGAUUUUAUAUAUUAGUAAUCAAUUCUUUCUCAAUUGUUGCGUGCGUCCCACUCUGACACAGAGAAAUGGCGUCAUCCAAUAGCUCCUGCAGUGCCGACGAAGGCACAACAGCACCCGCUGCCGAUCAAAGUUUGUCAACCUACGAAAUCCUUUAGGCAUCUUCGUGAAGGAUCAUCGGUAUGAGCUCCCAAUCCAUUGACCUCUCUUUUGGGAGAAAGUUUUGUUGGAUCUUAUACCACUCUCUAACACGCCUCCUCAAACGAAAACCAACCCAUGGGCUUGUAAUUUGCAUAGGUCCACCAUACCUUGUGCUUUUAAUCAAUUGUGAAUAUUAAGGGUCGUGGAGAUUCGAACACACGACCACUUGGCCAAAUCAGCUAUGAUACCAUGUCAUGAACUAGUUACUCCCAAUAACUUGAGUUGUUGGGAAAAAGGUUAUGUUGGAUCUUAUACCACUCUCUAACAGAUCCAAAUCAGAGGGUUGGUCACUAUUUCUCCGAAUAGCUUCGCGAGAGGAUCUCUCACGAAUACCCAACAACGAGGGGAGAUCUGGAGAUCCCAAUUAACUAGUCAAGCACCAGUCGACACUACAAUAGAAGUGGCAAUCCAGAUAGAUCAAUAUGUAUCCGAAAAGUUCCCCUUUUACACGAUGUCUCACAUGGCAGGAAUUCUAAUAUUGUUCGAAAAUGUGUGCGGAUCAAGGAGGAUCCACGUGAUCGACCUCGAGAUUUCCAACAGAAUGCAGUGGAAGGCCAUGAUGCAAGCUCUCGCGUCGCGACCGUGGGACCGCCCUCUGGAGAUGCUGAAGAUUACGGUCGUGGGGCCCAAAAAGUUGAGGAAGUCGAUCAAGAGACGUGGAGAUGGCUCGCGAGUUAUUUCGAUCGGAUGACAUUGACUGUUACGUUCUUCUUCAGAAUCGUAACGGUCGACCACGUUCUGGACCAUCGGAAGGAAAUGUUCAAUACCGACUCUAAGGAGGCGCUAGUUGUGUACUCCUAGUUCUACCUCAGGAGUCUGAUCCCCUGUCUCAAGCGGAUGGAAGGUCUGAUGAAAGUGAUACGAGGCCUCAAGCCACGGAUCGUGGAUGUGUUGGAAAUGGAGUCGAAUCAGAAUUUGACCACGUUGUCGCCUCGAUUCGUCGAGGAGCUUUUCUCAUUCGCCUCUGUCUUUGAUUGUCUGGAGGUGUGUAUGGACGAGGUAGAUGCGGAGAGUAGGGCGUUGCUCGAUUCCUUGGUGUUGGGGAGGAGGAUCAGGAACGUCGUGGUGGAGGACGGAGAUGUUACGUGCACUUUUGCACGAAUGAAAUUUAGGAAGAAAUAAUGAAUUUGGAAGAAGAAUAAUGGAGGAAGGAUAUAUAGAUUGAAGAAGAGAAGUGUUCUCCUUGGCGAGAGCAAAACCUCUAAACUUUUUCGAGGAAAGCCAACCUCAUAAAUUAACACGUAGGUGUGUAAAACCCUUUUUUUAUUAUACUCCUUUGAUUAUUCUUUCCUCUAUCAUUUUCUACCUUAAAUAGUAAGGAAACAACUACAACCCCUAGCCAACGGAAAACACCUUCCUUAAUCCUAGCUAACCACUAACUCACUAGUUACCCCACUACUCACGUCAUAAUCCCUCCCCUAACAACACAUAAUUAAAUAAUUACUUUUACUAAAUAAAUGCACAUAUCAGGAGAGGACAUGUGUUUCACAACGAUGCGGAUUGAUGUGUUGAGGACGUUGUUUGCGAGGUUUGGGAUGGUGGAGUUGAAGCUGAUCGCAAUGGUACUGUAUCAGGCGAAGCUUGUACUUAAGGAGUUUCCAUGUGGGAAGUACUGAAAAACUAGGGUGGAUGGGAAGAGCUCGAUUGUUGGCUGGAAAGAGACACCAAUGAUUUACAUCUCUAGUUGGAAGUUCGCUCGGUUGAGGAAGCUCUAGCAGGAUGAAGUUUCCAGAUGAUGUCUAUGUUUGGCCUGGCUUUUAGAAGUGCUUUUCGACUUCAAAAUCUGAAGCAGGGCCAAACACUUCUAAAAGUUCGGCUUUUGAAAAGCCGAAAAGCCCUUUUUGUAUAACAUAAAAGCAGAAGCUCCGAUUUGGAGCUUAUGCGAAAAGUUUUUUUGAAAAUACAAGAUUAUCCUUACCAUAUUUUAAUUAUUUCAGAAAACAUAAUUUUCUUUCAUUUAUAUCAUUUUAAAAAUAAAAUAAAUAAUAAAAUAAAUAUUAUUUAAUAUAAAAGAAGUCUAACAAGAUCCAUUUUGACUAUAUUUUAUUGUUCAGAAUUAUUAUUCAUAGUUUAUAUUAUAAGUCCUUUAUAGUCAUUUUACACAACCUCUCAUAUUGAAAAACACUUUUAAUAGUUUUUCAGUCAAACACUCAACUGCUUUUUUUGAAAAGUACUUCUCUAAAAGCUCAAGCAAGAAUCUGCUUCUGCAAAAGUUAUAGCAGGGCCAAACUGAGCCGAUAUUUUGGUUUACCUAUUUAGGGUCUUCUUCCUUUUGGUUCUUUACUAAAAGUAAAUCAUAAUGAGCUUAUGAAAAUAGGGACUAAUGAUAAUAAGGAUUAAGGAAACAUUAAGGGCACAUAAUGGACGAGGAUAGUAAAACUUCGAAUGAGAGGGCAUUUUGGUGUCACAAUAUGAACAGACUAUGAUCAGCUGCAUCUUUGAAAUGAACAAACACAUAUACUUCAAAAUAGUAGAAAAUGAAAAUUUUCCAAAAUCUUUCCUCCUACAGGCGGAAGUCAAACUCUCUCCAAUAGUCAUGUUGUCCAGCGACUCAACGGUUGACCAGUAGUAGGGUUUAAGUGCAAGCUACUUUUUCUUCUUGGGCUAGACUUCUUGGUCCAUAAGUAACCUCUCCUAAAGAAUUAUUCAUCGUUGUUUAUGCAGGUUUGCUUAGGUGGCGGUUGGACCCAUUGUUGGGCCCCUGCUAGUUCUUGCUUCUGUUUGGGUCGAGUCAUCCUCCAUUACGCUUCUCUUGGGCUCUAAUUGUGGUUACUAGUAGGCUUCUCCAUCAUUGGAUCUCAUCUUUAUCGUGAAAGAUCUGCGUAGCUCUUGUAGUCCUCCGGAGUUGUCCAAUGCUUGAUCCAAGUCUUCCUAAGUUGUUUUGUACCUUGAAAAUCAUAAGAACAUACCAAGAAAACAUCAAAGAGUACAAAAACAUAGCUUAUGUCUAUUAAAUUCUCAUUGAUCAAAUAGUUAUGGUUAUAAAAGGGUGUACUAAAGAUGUAUUGAUAAAAAGGGAAAAUGCAUCAAAAAUGGGAGUGAUUAACACUAUAAAUAGAGUGUCAUCAC
Molecule: messenger RNA, 3759 nt
Organism: Linum trigynum
Lineage: Eukaryota; Viridiplantae; Streptophyta; Magnoliopsida; Malpighiales; Linaceae
Source: the annotation of a GenBank genome assembly